Rhinichthys klamathensis goyatoka is the source of this 1799-nucleotide messenger RNA. Its product is annotated as chromaffin granule amine transporter. Gene Ontology annotation, molecular function: xenobiotic transmembrane transporter activity; serotonin:sodium:chloride symporter activity. Lineage: Eukaryota; Metazoa; Chordata; Actinopteri; Cypriniformes; Leuciscidae. The transcript is spliced from 15 exons. Gene Ontology annotation, cellular component: synaptic vesicle membrane; terminal bouton. Bases 28 to 1566 code for a protein of 512 amino acids. The record is from RefSeq and is a predicted model, not a curated record. Gene Ontology annotation, biological process: xenobiotic transport; aminergic neurotransmitter loading into synaptic vesicle; transmembrane transport.
UUGUGUUUCCAGUGACAGAGGUCAAUCAUGGCUAUGCUGAACCCUAUGGCCUGGAUCAGCGAGAGCAGGGGCUCUCCUCGUCUGGUGCUUGUAGUUGUGUGUGUGGCCCUGCUACUGGAUAACAUGCUACUAACAGUUGUUGUUCCCAUCAUCCCAACCUACCUGUAUGCCACAGAGCACCAGACACAAGAGCGCCCGUCUGCCACCCCCUCUGAGGCUCAGCCCACCUAUACCGCCAUCCUCUCUCUGUACGACAACACCACCUACGCCAUCACAGUCACCACUGCCAACCUCACCAUCUCCUCCAGUGCACUAAGCACUAAUGGAAGUUCAGGGGUCAACAGAAGUUCUGCUGACCGACAUGGGUGUAAAGAGGACAGUGAGUUUUUGGAAGAGGAGAAUGUGAGGGUUGGGCUGCUGUUUGCUUCCAAAGCCCUGGUGCAACUCAUGGUCAACCCGUUUGUAGGCCCACUCACUAACAGGAUUGGAUAUCACAUACCAAUGUUUGCUGGGUUUGUCAUCAUGUUUGUCUCCACAAUAAUGUUUGCCUUCUCAGGGACAUAUGCACUGCUGUUUUUCGCUCGCUCAUUGCAGGGAAUUGGAUCAUCUUUUUCCUCUGUGGCAGGUCUGGGAAUGUUAGCAAGUGUUUACACAGAUGACAAUGAGAGAGGAAUUGCCAUGGGAUUUGCACUGGGAGGACUUGCCAUGGGAGUGCUCAUUGGAGCGCCAUUUGGCAGUGUUAUGUACGAGUUUGUUGGUAAAAGUUCUCCCUUCCUCGUCCUUGCCUUUCUGGCUCUGUUUGAUGGAGCCCUCCAGCUCUGCAUCCUUCAGCCCUCAAAAAUAUCUCCAGGGAGUGUGGAAGGAACACCAUUACUUACCCUGCUGAAGGAUCCCUACAUACUCAUUAGUGCAGGAUCUUUGUGCUUUGCAAACAUGGGGGUGGCUAUUUUAGAGCCCACUCUUCCCAUCUGGAUGAUGCAAACAAUGUGCUCGCCAAAAUGGCAGCUUGGUAUGGCUUUCCUACCAGCCAGUGUGUUUUACCUCAUUGGAACCAAUCUAUUUGGUAUACUGGCCAAUAAAAUGGGAAGGUGGUUGUGCUCCAUGAUUGGCAUGCUUAUAGUUGGCAUCAGUCUGCUCUGUGUUCCCUUUGCCAAAAACAUCUAUGGUCUUAUUGGACCCAAUGGAGGGUUGGGAUUUGCUAUUGGAAUGGUUGAUUCUUCUAUGAUGGCAAUAAUGGCUUACCUAGUGGAUAUCCGACAUGCUUCUGUGUAUGGAAGCGUGUAUGCUAUUGCUGAUGUGGCACUCUGCAUGGGAUUUGCUGUCGGUCCAUCUACCGGAGGGGCAAUAGUAAGAGCUAUCGGCUUCCCUAAUCUCAUGGUGAUCAUCGGCGUGGUCAACAUCCUGUAUGCACCCCUUUGCUUUUUCCUCAAAAAUCCUGCUGUUCGGGAAGAGAAGAUGGCUAUUAUAAAUCAGGAGUGUCCAAUGCAUGUGAAGAGCUACAAUACACAGCGUGGGUACAGAGAAUUCCCCCUGAGUGAUGACAGUGAGGAGGACACUGAAGAGUGAUGUACACAUACUCAUAAAGGAACUUGUCAACGAAUCAUCAAUAUUACAGGUUUAAACAAUAUUGUGGACAAUAUUGUAACUUUCCCCAUCCUUCAAUAUAUGAUUUUGAGUACAAAUAGUUAGUGCAACAUAAAUAUUGUUUUCUUAGCUGUAUGCUUGUGUAAUUGUUGUUUAUCAUGUCUUUUGUCAGUUGGUUUGAAUGAAAUAAAUGGGCCUAUACUUUGUCAACUUGA